This is a messenger RNA of Archocentrus centrarchus (flier cichlid), 1551 nucleotides long. It is a transcript of the gene cfl2, whose product is annotated as cofilin 2 (muscle). Gene Ontology annotation, cellular component: actin cytoskeleton. The coding region runs from base 155 to 655 and encodes 166 amino acids. The transcript has 4 exons. Gene Ontology annotation, molecular function: actin binding. Gene Ontology annotation, biological process: actin filament depolymerization. The record is from RefSeq and is a predicted model, not a curated record. NCBI's taxonomy places the organism in Eukaryota, Metazoa, Chordata, Actinopteri, Cichliformes, Cichlidae.
UCAAUGGGCUUCCUGGUGACUAAAGGACCGCCUCCUCCUCCUCCCCCCCCUCCUUUCCUCCGUCUUUGGACAGCCGGCCACAUUCCCCGCUACCUUUCACCCACGAGAAACACCGUUCUGACGGCGAAGCAGUGCGGACAAACCCUGGGACAACAUGGCAUCAGGUGUAACAGUGAACGAUGAAGUCAUCAGGGUGUUCAACGACAUGAAGGUCAGGAAGUCUUCAACCCAGGAUGAGGUGAAGAAGAGGAAGAAGGCUGUGCUGUUCUGUCUGAGUGAGGACAAGAAGACAAUCAUCGUGGAAGAGGGAAAGCAGAUACUGGUGGGGGACAUUGGUGACACAGUGGAAGACCCUUAUGCCAGCUUUGUCAAACUUCUACCCCCCAACGACUGUAGAUACGCCCUGUAUGAUGCCACCUACGAGACCAAGGAGUCCAAGAAGGAAGACCUGGUCUUUCUCUUCUGGGCUCCAGAGAGUGCUCCACUGAAGAGCAAGAUGAUCUAUGCCAGCUCCAAAGAUGCCAUUAAAAAAAAGUUUACAGGUAUCAAACAUGAGUGGCAGGCAAAUGGGCUGGAUGACAUCCAAGACUAUCGCACGCUGGCUGAGAAGCUGGGCGGGAACACGGUGGUGUCUCUGGAGGGCAAACAGCUGUGAUGUCACAGUGAUGAACCAAGCAGAGUCAAGCCAACCGCCGUGCCAUCCAGACUGAAGCUCCUGAACCCACCUGAACACCACUGCUUCACCCAGCAGCUUGCUCUGUCUGUAUCAGUGUCCUGAAGGAGUUAGCAUCUUUAGGCCUCUUUGUUUUCUUUUGGUUUUUGUUCUUUUGCUUUUUUUUUUUUUUUGUUGUUGCUUUUUUCAACAUUAAGAUCUCAUUAACAUAAUGAUAUGCAAACACCUCCCAGUUUGUUGCCACCUGACAUCUGUUCACCUUUCAGAAACAAAACAGAAACGACACUACCAAACCCCAGGAAGGUUGUCUCUCUCACACAGCCAGUUUUGCCAAAAAGUUGAAGUGAAAGAAGCAGCCACAUGUGUUGGAGGUGAGCGUUGCGCUACGAAGCUCCGCCUCCUGCAGCACACGGGUCGCACUCAUGACGCUUUUUACAUAUGACUUUAUUUAUUAUUGUAAAGUGUUGUUUCUUCUCCAGUAUGUUCUAACUAGGCAGACACUGUUAGACUAUGCAUUCAGAAAAGAUUACCCAGCACUUUCUGUUGAAACACUACAGGUUAAGACAGCAAAGAUCCUGCAUUAAAUUCUCUGUAUUUAUGUCUCCAGGGUAACAUUUGUUUACCUCAGCUUUCAUUCCUGUUGGACUCACUAUCAUUCUAGCUGUUUGGUCGUCGCCUUACUUUCAGUUUGAAUGUAACCGUCAAACCAGAGUUAGAGUGCACUUUUAUUUUGUAAACACUAAAGGAUGCAGAUUUGACCCCAGCAGUGAGAGACUACCCCACAACAACAGCAACACAAUGACAUCUGGAGCCUUAAAGUGGAACGUUUCUGAGAUCACAGGAAGCCACUUUGCAAUAAAAGCCUGUGGCAGAUCUGA